Messenger RNA from Leptomonas pyrrhocoris, 600 nucleotides. RefSeq names its product methylmalonyl-coa epimerase-like protein. Gene Ontology annotation, molecular function: methylmalonyl-CoA epimerase activity. Gene Ontology annotation, biological process: L-methylmalonyl-CoA metabolic process. NCBI's taxonomy places the organism in Eukaryota, Euglenozoa, Kinetoplastea, Trypanosomatida, Trypanosomatidae. Gene Ontology annotation, cellular component: mitochondrion. The transcript has a single exon. The coding region runs from base 142 to 600 and encodes 152 amino acids. The record is from RefSeq and is a predicted model, not a curated record.
GGGAUAACCACCGCUCUGUUUUUCUUCGAUAGCUUUGUUUUUGUGCUCGCUUCGCCCCACCCGUGUUUUAUUGCACCUUCAUACGAUACUUGCUCUUCCCACACCCAACAACACCAGCACCAACAUCAAACAAGAAAAAAAAUGUUCGUUCGCAACGUCGCCCGCUUAGCCCUGCCAGCAAAUCUGGGUCGGCUAAACCACGUCGCCAUCGCCGUCCCGCCCAGCCGCAACAUCGUGGAGGCCGGUGCGAUUUACAAGAACCUCUUCGGUGCGGAGGUGAGCGAGCCGGUGAAGCAAGAGGAACACGGCGUGAUUACGGUGUUCGUGCAGCUGCCGAACUCAAAGAUCGAGUUGCUGCACCCGCUGGGAGACAAGAGCCCUAUUGCGGCCUUCUUGGAGAAGAACAAGGCCGGUGGCAUGCACCACAUUUGCCUCGAGGUGCCCGAUAUCGCUGCCGCGAUGAAGAAGUGCAAGGAGGGCAACAUUCGCUGCCUUGGCGAAAAGCCGAAGAUCGGUGCUCACGGCAACCCCGUCAUCUUCCUACACCCCAAGGACUGCGGCGGUGUGCUGACGGAGCUCGAGGAGGUGAAGCCGCAGUAA